CCGCACGAGCUCCACGUCCUCUUCUCCCUCCCCCACACCCUAAUCCACUCCAUUUCCCUGCUCCGAACACGGCACGGCUCCUCUCCCACUCCCAUCCCCCUCUCCAAUGGCGCUCGCCUCCACCACCGCCUCCCGCCUCAUCAGCCGCCGCCUCGCCGCUCCCCUCCCGCCUCCUCCUUCCUCUUCCUGCGCCGCGCCGCGAGGAGGGGCCAGGCCAGGGCCGCGCCGGUUCGCGGUGCGCUGGGAGGGCAGGCCGAGAGCGCUGUUGGGAGGAUUCUCGGACGCCGGCGAAGAUGCCAGCGACGACGAGGACGAGGAGGAUGGCCCCGGCGCGCUCAGCGGUGGGCCGCCGAGGCAGGAGAAGGGGUGCGAGGACGUCAUCGAGCUCGCCGCCGCUGCCUUCUCCGGGCCCGAGCGCUGGGACGUGCUCGGACUCGGCCAGGCCAUGGUUGACUUCUCAGGCAUGGUGGACGAUGAAUUCCUCGAGAGAUUGGGCAUAGAGAAGGGUACCAGGAAGGUCGUUAACCAUGAGGAGAGGGGACGGGUCUUGCGUGCCAUGGAUGGUUGCACCUACAAGGCCGCUGCCGGAGGCUCACUGUCCAACUCGCUUGUGGCUCUAGCAAGGCUUGGUAGUAGUCGGGCCAGCAGCUACCCUGAGCUUAGAAUAGCAAUGGCUGGCAGUGUGGGCAGUGACCCACUAGGUAGUUUCUACAGGCAAAAGUUGCAUCGUGCUAAUGUGCAAUUCUUGUCCAAGCCGGUUAAAGAUGGGACUACUGGGACUGUGAUUGUUCUAACAACUCCAGAUGCACAACGAACUAUGCUUGCAUACCAGGGUACAUCUUCAACUUUGGCUUACGAUUCAGACUUGGCUGAGAUAGUAUCCAAGUCAAAUCUACUGAUAGUGGAAGGGUACCUAUUCGAGUUUAGUCAUACAAUUGAAGCCAUCAAACAGGCAUGUGAAGAUGCUAAGAAGAAUGGUGCACUUAUUGCUGUUUCAGCAUCAGAUGUGUCAUGCAUCAAGCGUUGCCACAGUGAUUUUUGGGAUAUCGUAGGAAACUAUGCAGACAUAUUGUUCGCCAAUGCCAAUGAAGCAAGGGCGUUCUGCGAGCUAACCUCGGAAGAGAGUACCAUGUCAGCGGCGAGAUACUUGAGCCAUUCUAUCCCUCUAGUGUCUGUUACAGAUGGUAUGCACGGUUCCUACAUCGGUGUGAAAGGUGAAGCAAUAUACAUCCCCCCGCCGGCAUGUAUACCUGUGGACACCUGCGGAGCUGGUGAUGCAUACGCAUCAGGAAUCCUGUACGGUAUCCUCCGGGGCGCAUCGGACUUGAAGGGCAUCGGCCUUCUGGCUGCGCAGGUAGCCGCUGUUGUCGUCGGGCAGCAAGGCACGCGCUUGAGGGUUAAGGAUGCUGACAGAUUGGCUGAAUCGUUCGAGUUCCACCUUGACAACUUGGAGUUCUGUUCAGAUGCUGGAACGGACCAGGUUCCCAACUUAUGAUUUUUCCUCCCCCUCAAGUCAAGUCCUCAACAGGCGGCGACGAUGGGAACUACCGAGGGCCGAAGUGGGCUGUGCCCCCUUCUCUAGAAGAUCUCUUGAGCAAUUGUUUAGUUUUACCACUCAGACUCAGGUUCUAUAUAAAAUGGUAAACCAGCACCUCCUUCCUUGGAAGAGCAUACUAGCAGGUAAAUUCCAUCAGAUUGCCGGCCCUUCAACUUCAAGCCCCACCGCGACAGGUCGUAGGCACAUUCACUUGUAUAUAGCAUCUCAUUCCUUUAGUCCUAGCUCAUUGUCAGCUCUCUCGGCCUCUGUCACCAUUCCAUUGCUUACAUUUUUGCACGGGAAGGAUGCUACAUACAUUGAUACACGGGUAUUUUUAUUUCAAAAAAGGAACAUGAUAUCAUAUGUUUGGCUGUAAUGUAAUGCAGUCGAAAGACAAAUGCCAUCUUGGUCUAGAAUGUGAAUAAACUUCUUUCGGCGGAACCUGUGUGUCCACUGACCGAAUUCGCGUCAAAGGGGAUAUGCUUAUCAUCAAAACUGUAAUGCGAUCGUCCGACUUUGUUGGAUGGGAUUGGGAUUCGAUUGUGGUUGGGUGGGACGUCGCCUUCAGCAGCGAAAGGUAUAAUAUCUUGAGCUACUAGUCAGAGCUGCACUGCAACCAAGUGCAGUUCAGUGACCCAGAUUCUCUUCUUUCUGCUAGCCUAUAUAUAUGGUACUUGUUCUGCUAGCUUUGUUUCUAGCUUGUUAAUUUUUUGGAUGCUGCGUGGCGUGGAGCACACGUAUGCUUGCUUGUUUGCAAACUUUUUUUGUUUGAUUUAGGAACGCCACCUGACUGUAACAUGUUUUCCUAGAAAUACGUGUCGACCUGCUGAGCCAUUGGCUCAACAGUUGGCGAGAGCUGUAGACUGUAGAGAGUAGAGUAGAUAGCACCAUUUGAGCAGCUCCACCCCAUGAUAAAGAAAAAGUUUUACAUAUAUACUCCCUUUGAAAACUAAUAUAAGAUCCAGUGAUCUAUAUCCAUUUUCCCGACAAGUAUUUUCGGACAGAGGGAGUACCAGCUAGAAUUUGUAACAAAAUCAGCAACAUUGAAGGCUAAAGUGGCGAGUUAGUGUGCGCCAAAAUUCAAAGUCUGAAGUAGUGUGAUCCAUCGUCUUAAUGUGGCGAGUUAGUGCGGAUCCGGAGUAACGUGGCAGAAAUUUGAUGGGCAGCAGUUUUAAUUCUCCUGGGAUUCAUGAUGCGCAAGCAAAUACCCGUUACGCCCCUGCCUACCCCCCACUGCCUGCUAGCAUAGGCCGUAAAUACCAGCGGAAGCCAGGGGCAGGCGUGACAAUUCCGGAAAGGAAAGGAAAACCCCCACGGAGACGCACGCAGCCCUCCCCUACUUGACUCGGAAUCCAACAGCACGAAACGAACGCACCGCUCGCUUCCGCCCCUCCCCAACCUGCGUACCCUCCCCCCCACCGCCGCGCCGCCCGCCUCGGCUGAACGACGGCCGGGCCCUCUCGGCGGCGGCGAUCGACGAUGGUGGUGGCCACGGAGGAAAUGGCGGUCUACUGCUUCGACACCCUCGUCGCCCACUACAGCGGCGAGCAGCCGCCGCCGCCCGCCUUCGAGGAGGGCGUCCACCCACUGUUUGUCACCUGGAAGAAGGCUACCAAUGGUUCCGAGCCACGCCUAAGGGGAUGCAUUGGAACUUUGGAGCCCCGUCAGAUUGUAAGUGGCUUCAAGGAUUAUGCGCUGACAAGGUAACUGUUCCAAGGACAUAGGAUUUCCAUGUGCUUAGUAUCAAUAUUUCCCAGAAGAUUUUCUAGUGCACUACCAGGAAGUGUCACACACUAUCUAUUGAUUGGAUUAUAUUAACUACACAAGAUCUCACUUGUAGUGCCCUGAGGGAUCGGCGCUUUUCUCCGAUACAGUCCAAAGAGCUGCCAUAUUUGGAAUGCACAGUUUCUAUAUUGACUGAAUACGAAACUGCACUCAACCACCUUGAUUGGGAGGUUGGAAAGCAUGGUUUAAUUAUUGAGUUCACCGAUCCUGACUAUAAUGUAAGACGGAGUGGAACUUAUUUACCUGAGGUUGCUGCCCAUGAAGGAUGGACACAACUAGAGACCAUUGACUCGCUCAUGAGGAAGGCUGGCUACAAUGGCACCAUCACUGAGUCUUUGAGGAAGAAAAUCCGCGUCACCCGCUACCAGAGUACCCUGUACACCAUGCACUAUGGUGAAUAUACUGCAUAUGUCAAGAAGAACAGAGGUGAAAUUAACGGGGAACCCAUAGUUAAUGGAUUCAAACCAGGCCAGUGAUUUAUCUGUACUGUAGCAGGUACUACAACUAUUUAUAAUUUGGCUUGGAAGGAAUUGGCGUGAGAAUUAGUUUAAAACAAAUCAAUUCUAGUCAUUGAUCUGCCAUCAUGCCAUUUCAUUCCAAAGAAUGUGGGGUGCCAUGUCAACAGCCCUCGUGUCAUUCUGGGACACAAAUUAAAUGGUGAUGGUUAUGUAUCUGUAAGCAUAUGCACUUUGAUUACAAAUAAUUGUGUGAAAUUAAUUGAUUUAAAUUGUUCA
Triticum aestivum (bread wheat) is the source of this 4056-nucleotide messenger RNA. RefSeq lists its product as uncharacterized. Bases 107 to 1495 code for a protein of 462 amino acids. NCBI's taxonomy places the organism in Eukaryota, Viridiplantae, Streptophyta, Magnoliopsida, Poales, Poaceae. The transcript has 8 exons. Gene Ontology annotation, molecular function: kinase activity. The record is from RefSeq and is a predicted model, not a curated record.